Messenger RNA from Emiliania huxleyi CCMP1516, 1525 nucleotides. RefSeq lists its product as hypothetical. The transcript has 3 exons. Gene Ontology annotation, biological process: lipid metabolic process. The record is from RefSeq and is a predicted model, not a curated record. NCBI's taxonomy places the organism in Eukaryota, Haptophyta, Isochrysidales, Noelaerhabdaceae. Bases 25 to 1389 code for a protein of 454 amino acids.
CGCCGACAGGAGCGGCACCACCCAAUGCUCCGCACCGUGCGCCACCUUCUCUUCCCUGACCUCUCCUCGUAUGGUGCUGAGCCGGGCAUGGGCCUGCUCGACCCGGACCCCGCCGAGCACGCGCGGGAGCUCCUUGCCGCCGCCAAGCCGCACCACCGGCGAGCGGUGGAGCUGGCGCUGUGCGACCUGUACGGCCGGCGCGCGGAGGCGAUCGUGAGGCUGCCGCGCGGCGUGGAGCGCGCGCUGGCGCACCGCCUGCUCCACGACCCGCGCGACCUGCCCCUCCUCCUCAACUUUAUCCAGUGCGGCCUCUGGCUCGCCUUUUCGCUCACGCUGCAGCUCACGCUGCUGCCGCGCGACGGCGGCCUCUCGGCGCGCGCGGUCGGGCUGUUUGUGGUGCACGUGGUGGUGACGUGGGCAAUCCUCGGCCAGCGCUUCAUCCUCGGGAUGCACUUUGCCGCGCAUCGCACGCUCAUCUCUCCGCGCAUGCCUGGCGCCGCGCUGCUCAACGCGCUCCCGCAGCUGGUGCUGGCCAACUUUUGGGGGAUGCCGGCGGGGAUGUACUACCUGCACCACGUGGUGAUGCACCACGCCUCCAACAACCUCUUCUCCUGGGACCUCUCCGGCACAAACUCGUACCGCCGCGACUCCCCGCUCGCGCUGCUGCACUACAUUGCCAACUUUGCGCUGCACACCUUUCUAUACCUGCCGUACUACGCGGUGGUGAAGCGGCGGUUCGGGCUCGCCGGCUUCGCGCUCGGCUCGACCGGCGCCUACUUCGCCGCCUUCCACGCCCUCCACGCCUACCACCCCGCUGCGUUUUGGAUCUCGCUCGGCUUUUCUUCCGUGCUCGGCCCCGUGGCGCUGAUGGCGGGCAACUUCGGGCAGCACCAGUUCAUCAACCCGGCCGACCCGGCGGACAACUACGGCCUCACCGUCAACCUCGUCAAGGCGCCCUUCAACAUGCUCACCUUCAACGAUGGCUACCACAUCGUCCAUCACCUCAACUCGGUCUGCCACUGGUCCGAGAUGCCGCUCCAGUUCAUCAAGAAUCUGGACAAGUACGAGAAGCACGAUGCGCUCGUCUUUCACUCCCUCGACUACAACGAGAUGUCCGCCCUCAUCUACACGCGCCAGCUCCGCAAGCUCGCCUCGUACUGCGUCCAGCUGCGCGCAGAGCCGCGCACCACCGACCAGCUGGUCGCUCUCUUCGAGGAGCGGCUGCAGCCGCUGCCGCAGGCGGGCGCGCCGCUCGACCUGCCCAAAAAGUCGAUCUUCGGGCUGCAGCAGCUGCUCUGGCUCGGCCUCUACGCGGGCGGCAUGCCGUCCGCCAUCUUCCCCGCGCUGAUGGUGCCGGUCUUCGCCGCCCUAUCUCUCGUGGAGGCGUGAGGCGGGGGCAGGGCGGGGGCGGGCCGCCACCGGAGACGGGCGGGCCGCUCCAAGAUGCGUCGGAGUCAGCGGGAUAAUGGGGUUCAAGUGUUAAUAUCGCCAUUUAACUCUCUCUGUAUGCCGUGUUGAGCGAGCG